AUGGAUUAAUUGUUCACAUCAAGUCUUGUAAUGUGUGCUGAGUAAAUAAAGUCAAUGAAGUGCAUUUCAUGCAGACUUUAAAUGUUUUUGGCUUUCUUUACAGAUUUACCCAGAUCUACACUGAUUGUGACUCCAGUCAGUCCUGUAUUCACUGGAGAGACAGUCAAUCUGAAGUGUGUGAUUGAGACUCACAGUAACUUGGGUUGGGGAAUUGACCAAACACAUGGCUGGAGAUAUGAGUGGUAUAAAGACAGUGUGAUGUUACAGACGUCUGAUGGUUACACUGUAAACAGAGACACUCUCACUAUCAGAGGAGUAAUUACAUCUGAUCAGGGUCAGUACUGGUGUAGAGGACUGAUAAGAUCAGUCUCAUCACAAUCAAGCGUUGCUGUUUUUCUCUCAGUGAAAGAUACGCCUAGGUCUGUAGGCUGUCUGACUCCAGACAGUCCUGUAUUCACUGGAGAGACAGUCAAUCUGACCUGUGUGAUUGAGUCUUACAGUAACUGGAGACAGAGAAAUGGCCUGACAUAUGACAGGAGAAAUGACUGGACAUAUGACUGGAGAUAUGAGUGGUAUAAAGACACAGACCGUGUAAUGUUACAGACGUCUGAUGGUUACACUGUAAACAGAGACACUCUCACUAUCAGAGGAGUAAUUACAUCUGAUCAGGGUCAGUACUGGUGUAGAGGACAGAGAGAUCAGAGACCAAACUCAUCACAGGACAGUAACAGAAUACAUCUGUCUAUUAAUGGUUCAGGUCAGAUUUCUGUCUUCAGCAUCCUCAGUUUUCUUCUGGCAGCUUGUCCGUAUCUGCUGUCGACAGUCGUGCUGCUGUUCAAAUGUUACAGAGCGAGAGUUACAUCUACUGAAGAUCAAAGCCAGUACGCUGUAACAGAGGAACAAACUUCAAUCUGAUUUCAUCCAUUCUUCAAACCGCGUGCAGAGUCUCAGGAUGCUGGAGUCUCAGACUGAAGGAAACUCACAAGACUAACAGACACACAUUCACACUCUCACACAUGCAGACCAUUUAGUGUUUCUAAUUCUCCUGGGGCCUCAUUUAUAUAACUUUACAUAGAUUUCAUCCUAAAUGUGUGUGUGUGUGUAUGCACAAAAGCAAGAUUUAUUAAGUCAUGUGUACGUCAGAACCUUCAAAAGAUUCCCUUUGUAAUUCCCAGUCAGCAGAAGAUUGUACAUAAAUGAAACUCCACCCAGUCUACCCCCCGAAAUAGCCAUAUAUGGAGCUUACAACGCCUAGUUUGUAUAUGCAUAACAUAAUCUGCAUGUCAUUUCCAUUCAUAUUCCAUCCAUGUGACACCAUGUUUAACACAGUAAAGGGUACAACACAAAUAUGAGAUAUGUAUCAUAAAUCCUUUUUGAGACAUCACAUUGCUAUUCAUAUUUAUGCAAUUUUGCCUAUAAACUAAACAUAUAUUUUAGAAUGAUUAUAAACUA
Carassius gibelio (silver crucian carp) is the source of this 1452-nucleotide messenger RNA. RefSeq lists its product as uncharacterized. Gene Ontology annotation, biological process: cell surface receptor signaling pathway. The record is from RefSeq and is a predicted model, not a curated record. Gene Ontology annotation, molecular function: transmembrane signaling receptor activity. The coding region runs from base 82 to 915 and encodes 277 amino acids. The transcript has 4 exons. Lineage: Eukaryota; Metazoa; Chordata; Actinopteri; Cypriniformes; Cyprinidae.